GUAUACAAACACCAAAUUUCAUAUAUACUAACGAUAUGCAACAAUACGCAGCGUUACGUUUCCGUGGUUCCGUUAUGUUUGAAGCUGAAAAAUACUUCUUCGAAAGUUCGUGGAGGUUUAUCGUUGGAAGAG
Racocetra persica is the source of this 132-nucleotide messenger RNA. NCBI's taxonomy places the organism in Eukaryota, Fungi, Glomeromycota, Glomeromycetes, Diversisporales, Gigasporaceae. The record is from the annotation of a GenBank genome assembly.